This is a messenger RNA of Chinchilla lanigera (long-tailed chinchilla), 1308 nucleotides long. RefSeq lists its product as uncharacterized. NCBI's taxonomy places the organism in Eukaryota, Metazoa, Chordata, Mammalia, Rodentia, Chinchillidae. The record is from RefSeq and is a predicted model, not a curated record.
UCCCGCUCCCGCGGCGCUGCAACUCGGCCGAGCCUCCUUAAAACUCUGCCGUUAAAAUGGGGGCGGGUUUUUCAACUCAAAAAGCGCUCAAUUUUUUUCUUUUCAAAAAAAGCUGAUGAGGUCGGAAAAAAGAGAAGAAACCGGCACCAUCUCUGCAGAGGCAACAGAAGCAGCAAUUGUUUCAGCGAAAAACAGGAGCGCGAGAGGGAAGGAGAGAAGGAAAAGAUCAGAAAGAGGGACGACGCGCAAGUGCCUGUAAGGGUGAAGGGAGCGGAGACCGGCGAUUCCGGGGGACUGACUACAAAGAGACUGUCACCGGCAGCAGCGCUGCGCCUGGGGAAGCAGCGAGCCUCCCGCUCCGCUCCAGGACACAGCUGGCUGGCAGCCGCUGCCCUGUCGGCGGCACAGGGGGACCGCGGACGCCUGGCGAAGUGGCACAGGGCGCCGAAGCUGCUGGGCGCUCGCCAAGAGGGCGGCGGGACUGGCUGCGCCCUGGAAUUGCGGCUACUCCCAUCCUCAGAGGUUGGCCUGUGCCUCCCGGACCCUCCCAGCUCCGGAGGCGCCCAGAGAACCGGGCACGGAAAGGAAAGACGGCGGCGCGGCUCAAUGAGUGCCUCCAGCGGAAAGCCUGAGCGAGCCCAGUAGUAGGCGGGAAGUUACCGGCGAGCUGCCCCAUCACUGCAGCUGCGAUGUUGCCGCGAGCUGCCCCAGCAGCCCGGGCCCCCUAGACGCUUCCCGUGUCGCUCGAGCUCGUCCUUCGGCUGCCGGGGUCCGGGGACCCGGUGGGGCCGACAUGCCGGGCUUGCCAGGGGCCUGCCGCGCGCCCCGCAGCCUUCGGAGACGGGCGCCGAGCCCGGCUCCCACGGCCGAGCGGCGGGGCUGCGGCAGCCUAGCAGCCGGGCUCCUGAGCCUUGCAGCGCAGCGCUAGCCCGCGGCUCGGCCCGGGCGGUACCGCAGCUGCUCCCCUGAAGCCGAGAGCGCUGGGGAGUCACUAGGACCUGUAACUUCAGGGCCACGAACUGCUACUCCCAUCUGCCUUUGGCGAUCGUCUUUAACCCCCGGAGCACGUCAGCAUCUAGGCACUGCGGCGCUCAGCCUGCAGCACAGAACUCGGGACUACCCCUUCGGCGAGGCGGAUGGAAACCGAGCCCCUCGGAGGACCUGCCCCCGAAGUUCUGGCCCAAAUCUCCACCGUGAUCAAGGGUGGGUUAAUCCCCCCUCCCCCGUGCCUUUGCUUCCGCAGUAUUUCUGCCCUGACCCAGUCCCUUAAGUCUUCACUCGCAUUCCUCGCGGAGGUCUGCAGCGUAG